AUGAUGAAUCCACGGCCGUUUCAGAUUAUGAAUCAAAUUCCUCCGUCUUCACAGGUAUUUCAGUCUUGGAUUAUGAACCAUCCUCCGUUAUUAGGUCAGCCUCACGCUAUGAUGAAUCCCCCAAACUUUAGCCCUAACCCUAAUUUGAAAAACCCUAAUAACUAUUGUCACAAUUGGGAAGAUAAGAAGAUGGAUCCAGUCAGGAGAAUGCAUAGCACUGGUGGUAACAGAGUGAACAAGUUUCGAUCUCAAAACAAGAAGUUUAAUCCGAAGAAAAAGACACCAUCGGUGUUGCCUACUCCGACGUUCUCUCCGUCGAGAGAGGUUUUGGGAGAUAUGGCGAAGGAAGAAUGGGGACAUGAAAUGGAACCUUUCGAUGAUGAUGAGGAUGAAGAUGAAGGAGGAUCGUGUGAGAGUGAAUUAGAUGAGCAUGUAGAGGUUGAGAGGAGAUUAGAUCAGGAUUUAAGCCGGUUCGAGAUGAUUUAUCCGAAUCAUAAUGUUUUGGAAAACCGAGUUGAUGAUCACGAUAGUCAUAUUGCUCAACUAGAGGAAGAUAACUUGACUAUGAAGGAAAAGUUGUCUACGAUGGAAAUAGACUUUGGUGAGUUUAAAAGAAGGUUACAGUAUCUCGAGAGGCGAGAUAUGGUUGUUGGUGAUGAUGGUAACGGGGAGGUUGUAGAGAAUGAAUCUGAAAUUUAUAGUGAAAGAAAGGGCUUUGAUGUGCGUACAAGUGGUGAGAGUGAGACAAAUGAGAAUAACUUGGCUGUAGAAGACGUUUGUAUGAAGGAUGUUGCGAGGGACGAGGCUUCGAGGAACAAAGUCAACAAUGCCAUUCAGAUCAAGGUAGAUGAAGCUAAAGGAGAACAAGACGUACAAUCAUUGAUGGAUGCACAUAAAAUGUUGAUCAUGCAUAGCUAA
Molecule: messenger RNA, 918 nt
Organism: Microthlaspi erraticum
Lineage: Eukaryota; Viridiplantae; Streptophyta; Magnoliopsida; Brassicales; Brassicaceae
Source: the annotation of a GenBank genome assembly